This is a messenger RNA of Corythoichthys intestinalis (scribbled pipefish), 7921 nucleotides long. RefSeq names its product mitogen-activated protein kinase kinase kinase 20a (gene map3k20a). Gene Ontology annotation, cellular component: cytoplasm. Gene Ontology annotation, biological process: signal transduction; protein phosphorylation. Bases 3940 to 6333 code for a protein of 797 amino acids. Lineage: Eukaryota; Metazoa; Chordata; Actinopteri; Syngnathiformes; Syngnathidae. Gene Ontology annotation, molecular function: ATP binding; protein binding; protein kinase activity. The transcript is spliced from 21 exons. The record is from RefSeq and is a predicted model, not a curated record.
UGUGAAAAGGUUUGUCAGUUUUAUUACUAGGGGGCCCAGGGGUUUUUGUCAAGGGGCAUAGUUACACACAACCACACACGCAAACGCGCACACCCACUCCCACACACCAUCUACAUCACUAUCACACUCGCACACACAAUCUAACACAGUAGUUCUUAACCUUGCUAAUGGGACCGAACCUCACCGAAAAGUUUCACAUGUGGAUUCACCGAACCCAUCGGAAUUAGAUGAUAAAGUUAUUUUUGUCCAAUUCAAAACCAAUAUAUCUAAGCUAGCAAGCUAAUAAUUUAGCACAUUCCCAUUCAAAAUUCUCAUUUUGACAUAUAAACAGGUCAAAAUUUGAGACCACGCUGCCUAUUGGUCUGUUAUAUUCCCUCAUACCAAGUGUGAGUCGACUUUCCACUGAGCAAACUAGUUACUCUUCCCACAAGAUCGUGGAUUAAUAGUUAAAAGUAAUUGAUUAAGCCUGUAAAUUGGGAGCAAAGCAGUCCAAAGCCUAGUCUAAAAAGCCACUUUGCCUAGAUUUAAUCAGUGUACGAAAAUAUGGCUCUGGAUUUCUUUACCUUCGCCGAACCCCUUAGACUUACUCACCGAACCCCUGGGGUUCGAUCGAACUAGUGCUGCAAUGAUUAAUCGAUGAACUCAAGUAUUCGAUUAGAAAAAAUAUUCAAAUUAAAUUUUGUUGCUUCGAGUAUUCGUUUAAAGUGGCGUUGUAAUGAUUUAUUUUAAAAGGGUUUGUAUUUAGUUUUAUUGAUUUGGUUGGAUACACUGCUCUCUGGUCUGCCUCUUUUCACAUGGCUGAAUCCAACUGCUCCCUGUUAAGACCAACAUAAACUAAGUUUUUGUUUGAGCUAAUGUUUUUUAAUGCAUUCAUAAUUUAGUUUAUAGGUAUAUUUAGCCGUUUUUUUGUGGGAAUAUGUGUCUGAACCAUUUGUUAAGAGCAUUGUAAAAAAAAAAAAAGCAUUUUAUAGCAUUUAAGAUGGCGGGCUUUUUCUUUGUAAGUUAGCCAAUUGUUCUUUUGUUGUACAUAGGUCCUCAUUAAAAAAAAAAAUCUAUACCAUUUGAGGCUCAGCUCAGGUAUUUUAAUUUUUCAUGUUCCUUAUCCGAUUACUCGAUUAUUCGAACUAACUAGUCCAUCGAUUAACCGACUACUAAAAUAUUCGAUAGCUGCAGCCCUAGAUCUAACCCAGGUUAAGAACCAGUGAUCUAACUGUAACAUAAUCACAACUAAACGUUAUUCAUUGAUUGUAUGAACUUGUUGCAUUUUUGUUGUGUUUAGUACUAUACUUACAUACAUUAUAUCAUUGUCCUUACUACUAAUACUACAAAUUAGCCAAAGCUAACAGUGACCCCUGCUAUGACACUGUUCAGUUUUCAAGCUCCCAACACUGAAAAAAGCGAUUUUGGAGAGUGGUAAAUAUAAUCUAUCCAAACUGUAUAAAAUUUGCCUAAUCUUCCUUGUCACCCAAGGAAUUAUAAAAUAAUGGGUAAAUUUCACACAUACUACCGCUUCGUUAACAGUAACAACUAUCACAUGGAAAAAUAGGGUAACAUAUACCCCAAAGAACUGUGGUCGAUAGGUGUCAGGCGAAAUGCAAUGUCCAAAACCUUUUCAACUAGAAAAAAAUAGCACAAUUCCCAAUUGUAACACCAGACGCAUUUUUUUUAAUGAAAAUGAUGUAAAUCGUUUGUGCUACAACGGUUUUUAAGAUACAGUAUUAUGGUUUUUAUUGAGAUAUUAGUUUCCUUAGCUUAGCUCUCGCGGCUAAUGGAGCGUACCAACUCUCUCAAUAACAGAGGGUUGUCUUAACAACUAGCACGAUUAAAACACAAAUCCGUGUCAGUUUUGCAGUAAAUUGGGGGUGUGGGGUUCAGAUAUUUAUAUCAAGUGAUGACGUUCCUCUAAGCCCCUCAUUUACUGCAAAAUGGUUCUGAAGUGGUGCCAUUCGUGUACAUCCGUGCUAGUUUUUAGGACACCCCUCUGUUAAUGAGAGGGUUGGUAAGAUUUAUAUAGUAAUAUUAUCUUAUAAAUCUUAUAAAUCAACUAUUAGUAAUUAUUGUCUAAGUGUCCUUGAGCAAGAUACUGAACCCCACAUUGCUCCUGGUGCUGCGUCACCAGUAGGUAGAUGGCGAGGUAGUGUAACGCACUUUGAGCGCCUUGAAAGGUGGAAAAGCACUAUAUAAGUAUAACACCAUUUACCAUCAGGUAUGGCGGCACAGUGGCUUAGUGGCUAGCCCAUCUGCCUCACAGUUCUGAGAUCAAGGGUUCAAUCCCGGGCUUCGGCCUUCCUGUCUAGAGUUUGCAUGUUCUCCCCGUGCCUGUGUGGGUUUCCUCCGGGAACUCCGGUUUCCUCCCACAUCCCAAAAACAUGCACGGUAGGCUGAUUGAACACUCUAAAUUGUCCGUAGGUAUGAGUGUGUGCGUGAAUGGUUGUAUGUCUCCAUGUGCCCUGCGAUUGGCUGGCAACCAGUUCAGGGUGUCCCCUGCCUACUGCCUGUAGUUGGCUGGGAUAGGCUCCAGCACCUCCGCGACCCUCGUGAGAAGAAGCGGCAUGGAAAAUGAAUGAAUGAAUGAAUUAUCAGGUAUUACCUACUAGCAAUGGAGAUAAAUUUUACCCAAUUUCAUUGAGUAAGUAUCUGUUGAAUAUACACAUAAAUAUUAGGUAAUUUUACCCAAUUUUAUUGAGUAGGUAUGUGUUGAAUAUAUACAUACACAUUAGGUAAAUUUUACCCAAUUAUUUCAUAGCUUAGUAUUUCAUAGCUUUUUAUUUCAAUUACUUCAUACUCAGUAUAUGUAAUUAAAUCUACCCAAAAAAAGUAGAUGCAAAUUGUUACCUCAACUUUAUUGGGUAAAUUCUAUAGGUUAAUUUUUACAGUGAAUAGUUCACCUUUUUUGUUUUUGUGUUGUUUCAUUUGUUCUUUCGUUAGCCUAUUCUUACAGGCUGAAGGCUUGUCUUGCCACUGAAGUAGUAGUUGCUAAAUUUGUUCUUGUGGAAACUAACUUUUAAGUCCUACUCCAACAUUUUUCGUAAACCGAUCGUCUUGAAACUUGGUAGGUAUGUAGCAUGGGACAAUAUCUUUUAUCUUUUGAUCUUCGGAGCCCAAUUUUUGAUUUUCAGAGCUGAGUAAUUAAUUCCAGACUUAUUUUUGCUGUAGUUUGCGAGUUAGCCAAGAGAUGGCAUGCGCGCUCCUUUGGCAUAGCCUUCAGCCUGUAGUGUGCUGUAGCACACACAUGUUUGUUUUUUAUAUGCAUUGUUCCUGCUUCAUAUAAUUCUGUAAUAACGAACAGUGACUUUAAAAACAUCCAAGUACUGGAAAUAUUAGAGAAACAUAGCUAGGGUGCAACCUAGUAUAUGAAUAACAUGUUGCAAGCUUGCAUAUUGUGUUGGGUAAGGGUACCACUAGAUGUUAGUCUUAAAGUGCAUAUGAUAACAAAAAGCAUAUUUAUUUCAUAUUUUCGGCGGGAUUUUAUGCUCCUGAAUGAAAUGGACCGCUUGGAUGUGUGUGGAAGCGAUCGAUAUAUUUAUCCACUUUCUUGAAUCCCGCGCCAUGAAAAUGAGCGACUUCGUGGAUUGACAAGGAUUCCGAAUGUGACGUCAGCGGGAUCGUCAUCUUCAGUACACAUCCAAUACUACAGUAUGAAGAACGACUGCGGAUUCAGUUGAUUUUGCGGAUUAAUUUGUUUAUUUUUCGCAUCACACCAGCCAAAUGUUCUGAGGAAAAUUUUGCUGCACCAGGAAGAGGUGUAUGAGCCUUCCUGGGUUUCAAAAAGUUCCCGUUCGCCCCAAGAUUGGCGUAAACAAUUCUGACAGCUGUGGGACCAUUGGACUUACGAGGAAUCUAAAUCAGAUGAAACCAUUCUCCUGCCGACGUCAUCCUGCUGUUGGGGACGCGAGAGCCCUAUAAUGGAGCUGUGACGGCAAAAAUUGUCAGAAUGAAAUGUCGUCUCAUAGUGGCUCCUUUGUGCAAAUCAAGUUCGAAGACAUCCAUUUCUUUGAAAAUUGUGGCGGCGGCAGCUUUGGGAGCGUGUAUCGGGCCCGGUGGAUCUCCCAGGACAAAGAGGUGGCUGUGAAAAAGCUGCUUAAGAUAGAGAAUGAGGCUGAAAUCCUUAGUGUUCUCAGCCACCGCAACAUCAUCCAGUUUUACGGCGCUGUCGUUGAGGCUCCCAACUAUGGAAUUGUCACUGAAUAUGCCAGUGGUGGUUCACUGUAUGAUUACCUGUCAUGCAAUGAGAGUGAAGAAAUGAACAUGGAGCACAUUAUGACCUGGGCGACUGAGAUCGCCAGAGGAAUCCACUAUUUACACUCAGAAGCCCCUGUAAAGGUGAUCCACAGAGAUCUGAAGUCAAGGAAUGUUGUUAUAACGGCAGAUAAAGUCCUUAAGAUUUGUGAUUUUGGGGCCUCCAAAUUUCUUACCCACACGACACACAUGUCUUUGGUGGGCACCUUUCCCUGGAUGGCGCCUGAGGUCAUCCAGAGUCUGCCAGUGUCUGAAACCUGUGACACAUUCUCCUACGCCGUGGUGCUUUGGGAAAUGUUGACACGUGAAGUACCAUUCAAAGGUCUGGAAGGCUUACAAGUGGCCUGGCUUGUAGUGGAAAAAGAGGAGAGGUUGACUAUACCCAGUGGCUGUCCUGCCAGCUUUGCAGAGCUGAUGAGGGACUGCUGGGUGACAGAUCCAAAAAGGAGGCCAACGUUCAAGCAGAUCAUGUCGACUUUGGAGGCCAUGGCGAACGACAGCCAACUUCCUCAACAGUGCAACUCUUUCCUCCACAACAAGUCUGAAUGGAGAGGUGAGAUUGAAGCCACACUGGACAGGCUGAAGAAGCUAGAAAGGGACCUGAGUAGCAAAGAACAGGAACUGAAGGAGAGAGAGCGACGUCUGAAAAUGUGGGAGCGCAAACUCAUUCAGCAGUCCAACAGUCCGCUGCUGCCCACUCUUGACAUCUACACGUGGACAGAGGAGCAUGUGUAUUUCUGGAUGCAGCAAAUAUUUGGUGAAGAAGUUAACGCAUGUGGAAUGCACUUGUAUGCGGACCUAUUUCGAGACAAUCACAUUACGGGAAAGAGGCUUUUAUUACUGUCGGAAAACGACAUGCGGGACAUGGGUAUCAAGUCCAAAGGUCAUGUCAUGCACCUGAAGAGUGAAAUUGAAAAGCUCACCAAUGACUACCUCGGGCUGGUCCACUUCCCACCACUGCUCAAGGAGGCGCUUGAAAAUGAGGUGGAAAUGAGUAAAAGUGUUCAUCUCGAACUUGUCUUUGGAUACCACUGGAAGCCAGGCACUGGAAAAUCAGACUGCAAGUGGAAAAUGUUCCUGGAACUUGACGGCGACGACGUAGCCUUGACUUACAUUAAAGAUGUCAUCUUCACCCCCAAUCGACAGGAUGUGGAACCCAUGCGCAUGACUAAGCUGCCAUUCGUGAUGGACAAAUGGAUCGUUGGGAUACAGCCCAACCAGAGAGUGGACUACACCGUCAGCUAUAAGAGUAAUGUCAAGUCACCAAAAUCAACUAAACACGGCUUCCCCAUGACAUGGUGUCAGUCUGGUGGACAGGACGAGAUCAAAACAGUGGAGCUCGUUAUUGAACCUACACCUGUUCACUUUGACUUGAGCCCCAGGAGCAGGUCUAACUCUGAUAUCGAUCAGGCUUGGAUGCGCAGCGUUCGGUUGCGGCAGCUCGUUAGGCAUAAAACACAGCAGCCCAACCCCGCUCUCCCCACCUUCACCAGCUCAGGAGCCUGCACGCUUCCUCAGUUCCUCUCUGCGCACGAAAGCCAAGCGUCGUCUUACGCGGCAGCGGCGCGCCGCUCGCCCGUCCGCCCCUGCGCCAACCCUUGGAACGACUCUCGCAGCUCCUCGCCAACCGCCGGGCUGUCGGCCAAACUGUCGCCGCUCUAUUUGGGGUCAAAGGGCAGCAGCCCGUGCAGCACAACGUCAGAGAGCAUGUCUGAGAGGGAGCGGCCCCUCAGCGCGGGGAUAGUGCAGGAGUACCGAAGACGGGGCUUUUUCAGCAGUGCGGCAAGUCCGGGGAGGGGCAGUUUGAGAGGAGGCCAAAGUACCAAUAAAACCAACAAAAGCCCUCGACAGCCCGGGAGGCCGCGAUCCAACAGUUAUGGUGCCGCACCACAGAACCACCCACGCAUCAUUCCCGGUAUAUUGUCGGUGAGCGAAAACCCCAACGAGGAAAAUGAGGACACCAAAUCUGGAAACGACGGCGGCUGGAUCAAAGUGGAACGCCAUAAAAAAUUACCGCGACAGGACAAUAAAUCGGUUAGAGGUCGGCCGAGGAGAGGAGGACGGGGAGGGCGGGGUUCUGGGGGGAGGACUUAAAUUGGCAAACACCAUAUAUGUCAUCAACUCAAUGCAUUUACCAUGUAAAUGGCAGUUUUAUAUAGCUUUAAAAUGAACUUUUUCUAAAAGGAGUUACUUUGUAUGUUUAUCAAAGAAUUAUUAUUUUUAAAUAUAGUUUAUUGGAAUAAUGCACAGUAUAUAUUUAUUAAAAUUACAACAUGCCUCUUUUUUCCACCUUUAUUCUUAUUAACAUGAAAAGAACAUAUGGCAUGGCGUGAAUUAUUUUUUUGUACUGUUCUAAAUUGCUAAAUAUUCCUAUCAUUAAAAAAACAAUUUCCUUGAAAAAUUAAAAUCUUGAAUGACUAAAUUGUUGCGUAGAUAAAGCAAUAGCAUACCGCACGUAACACGGCACCUUUGCUCAGGGCCGGCCCAGCCGAUACGCAGACUAUGCAGCUGCAUAGGGCCCCUGACCACUAGGGGGCCCCCAAUCUGGUGAUUCUUUAAUUUAUGUUCUAUUUUGUUUCCUACAGUUCGCUUUAUUUGACUUUUGUGAGUGUUGAUACUUGAUUACAAGCUUAAAAAGAAUAAAGUUCUUCCUUAACUUCUUUCCUCUUUUAGAAAAAGGUUUGGCGCUAUCUACUGUAAGUACUGACAAUCAUUUGGGGUGAGAAGUUUGAAGUAUGCAGUAGAACAAAAUCUGAUUAAUAUACAAAAUAUGGACGUAUGGGUUGGAUUGCAUGAAUGGGUUUCACAGUACACUGUGACGAAAUGGUGGGCCAAAAAUAUGGGCCCCUUUGCAUUAUUUUGCUUAGGGCCCCCAAAUGGCCUGGGCCGGCCCUGCCUUUGCUCAUUAACAUUCAUGACGUUAGCAACUGUUGCUGGGGGGGGUCAAACUCUCGUUUUUCCCUCAUGUUAAAUGCAUGUAAAUAGUGUACGAACGAGAUGUUUACUGAACUAAACCUACAGAUUGUGUCCGAAAAUUAUGUCCCUGGUGCCAAAAUCACUAGUAAAGAUGUGGAAGAAUAUACAAAUGUUCAGUUAAAGAGAUGGCUUGAGUGUCGAGGGCUGAAAAAGAUGGGGAAGAGAGCCGAACUGAUCCAAAGGUAGAUUUUUUAUCGACACCUUUUUCUUGUGUGCAUUGCCUUACGCACUGACAAUGACAUCCUCCUGUUUCCACAAUCUAUCCUUUACCACCAUAUGCCAUGUCUUUGAUAUAUAUUAUAUCCUCUGGUUGUCUUACGUCUCUGACCAUUCUUGGGGAUAAUUUAUAUUGCUAUUUUUGUCUAGCGAUCGUAAAUGCUAUUCAAUGACAGCCAACGAACUUUUCAUUUUUUUGUUAAUAACAAAUCUUAUUUCUAUUAAUUUAUUUACACUCCCCCUUUGCUAAGGUUGUUUCUUUACAACAGAAAAGGCAAAGCUGUUAAAUCUACAGCCCAAAUGUAGGCAUGGACAGGCUUACAACAAAAAGACCAAGGCCAAACAUGGCUAAUACAUUUAAAUAUCCGUAUUUUAUAAAAAUAGGCCUACAUGACUGUUGCGAUGUAUGAAUAAAAUUUUACAUUUUUUGUCCGGUCAUUCAUUGUCAAACAGAAGCAGCACGGCAAAAUGGCAUGUAAAAAAACAAGUA